Messenger RNA from Maniola jurtina (meadow brown), 1189 nucleotides. RefSeq lists its product as uncharacterized. Bases 99 to 389 code for a protein of 96 amino acids. The record is from RefSeq and is a predicted model, not a curated record. NCBI's taxonomy places the organism in Eukaryota, Metazoa, Arthropoda, Insecta, Lepidoptera, Nymphalidae. The transcript has 2 exons.
CUUAACGGCAGCCGUUAAUCUGUUAACCUAAAAAUGUUUUUUAUUUAUUAAUUUUUAUUUUUUUUUGCCUUUUUUUAAUAAAUUAUAUUGAAGUAGGUAUGCCGAAAUAUUAUAGAUUUAGGGCAACGUCCCCGGCCCCUAAACCAAAACGGAGCGAACAAGAUAAGAACAAAGACAAGGAUUUAUCCUUAGCUGUAGUAAAAGAUAAAGAUUUCCAGGAGACUUGGAGGCAAAUGAAGCUCGCGUUUGCGCCGGGGCCCUCUUGGUACCUCCGACGGGUUUCGUGGCGGGAACGUCCUCCGCUGUUGGACACGCGGCGCCACAUAGCGGCGGAGCUCAAAACUUCGUUACAACUUAACUGCCGUGCUAUGUUCCUAUUAAAAAUGUAGUCUUAUUUUCAAGUGAGUAAAGAUGAUUUUUGCUAGACCGAGUACGGCGAACAUGACGUUUUAAGUACGUUUGUCUCGGUUUGUCGUGCCCGGUAUUUAACAAGGACGAGCUUUGCUGUACCUCUAUAGUCUAUAUACUAAACAACUAAAUUCAUCAUCGUUGCAACAUUCGAGGUAGUAUUACCUACCUAGGUAAAUACCACAUUGAAAGGAUGCUACUUGAUCCGCUGUGCCAGAUUUUUUUCCUCGUACAGUCACACAAAGUUGUGGAACGAACUCUCUUCGCCGAUGUUCCCACUAGAUUUUCAACAUUAGGUUAUUCAAAGAGAGGAUCAACAAAUUCUUGAAAAACUGGCGACAAAUCCGCGGUUCCUCUGGUGCAGAAAUGUUCAUGGGCAGCGGUAGCCGGUAAUUACUUAACAUCAGGUGAACCGCUUGCUCUUUUGCUCCCUGUUUAGUAUUUACCUUAUAUAAAAAAAAUAAAAAUAGUUUAUCUUUGUUUAAUAUUGCAACAUGUGAAGUCUGUAUUGGUAAACACUCGGUAUAUUUGCAAGUCCAGACUCGGUCUAGCUUAACUUACUACAAUUACUCAUACUUACUACAAUUAUUUCAAUACAUCAAAAGAAUGUGUUGUCUGGUGAAUCGAAUUUGACAAAAUAUUUUGACAAAAUAUUAGUAAAAUGUUCAGUUUGUUUUGACUCCUUGCAUGUUUAGUACGUUGUAUAAAUUAUUAUUGUUUAAAAGGUGAUUAGAUCUUUCGAAAAAAUCUUCAUCUUGAGUAUUAAAAAGUUGUUGAAAUU